This is a messenger RNA of Cicer arietinum (chickpea), 6651 nucleotides long. Its product is annotated as protein TIC236, chloroplastic-like. The record is from RefSeq and is a predicted model, not a curated record. Gene Ontology annotation, cellular component: plasma membrane. Gene Ontology annotation, biological process: protein secretion. Lineage: Eukaryota; Viridiplantae; Streptophyta; Magnoliopsida; Fabales; Fabaceae.
UUGUCUCAAAACAAGCAACAAAUAUUCUUCUUGUCUUGUUCUUUUCUUCUUCCCACCUUUGAAAAUAGUAACAAAAAACAACAACAACAACGUACAAUUCAAGUUCGAAUAAAAUUGACAGUUCUCAUAAUCACAUUUCUCUCACUCUCCUCCACCUUCUCAAAAUGCAUUCUCAAAUUGACCCUUCUUUCUAUCUCAUUCUCACCACACUCAAUUUUUCAUCAUCUACUUCACUUCUUCCCAAUGCAUUCAUGAAUUGUUAAUGGACUCAGAAAGAAGUAGGAUAUAAUAAUGAACACCUCAUUCUUGGGGAUCAAGCUUCAUUCUUCUCUCAAAUGUUACAACACUGUCAUUUUCAACCAUUUUGAGAGAAGAAGCUUAUUGCAGAAAAGCAAAAGGUGGUGCACCGUAUCUGCAAAACAAGGACACCCAAUAAGGCAAGCUUUUAGUUUUUGUUGUCAAAAUGUAAACUUUUUGAUGAUACGCCUUGUUUCCAUAAAUGGGUCUAGGUUGAAAUGUACUAAGGAACCACUUUUUUCUCCUUUCUUCACCCCAUUGUGGAAAAAGGGGAUUUUUUUUAUAAGGGUAUGUGUUUACACUGUUGUUAUCUCUGGUUUGUGUUUGUUUGUUUGGUUUGGGCGUAAUAAAGCUAAGGAGUGUGUUGAAAACAACUUGUUACCUUCUGUUUGUUUAGUAAUCAGUGAGCAAAUUCAGCGUGAUUUUCGGUUUGGAAAGGUUAGAAGAAUCUCUCCUUUGAGUUUGACAUUGGAGUCAUGUUCAUUUGGGCCUCAUAAGGAGGAAUUUUCUUGUGGUGAGGCUCCUAUUGUUAAGCUUCGUCUUCAUCCUUUUACUAGUUUGAGAAGGGGAAAGUUUGUGGUUGAUGCAGUUUUGUCAAAUCCAAGUGUGUUGAUUGUGCAGAAGAAGGACUAUAGUUGGUUAGGGAUACCGAAUUCGGAAGAUGGCAUAAAGAGGCACUUGUCUACUGAAGAAGGGAUCGAUCAUCGGACUAGAACGAGGAGGAUUGCACGAGAGGAAGAUGCGGCUCGGUUAGCGAGAGAACGGGAUGAUGCAGCUAGGGAAGCUGCGGAGACUGGUUACUUUGUUUCUGAGUCCUCCCAAGGUGGUGAUUUAAAGGAGGCUGAAGGUCAUUCAAGAGGAGAAAUCGAUUCGAACUCGUUUUUCUGUAUGAGUGAGAGGAAGCAUGAUCAUCAUUGUGUAGAUAAGGGUGUUGAUUAUGAUAUGAAACAUGCAGAUUUGGAAAAGCCGUUUCGUGCGAAGUUUCCUGGUUCAAGAAUUAAGUUUUGGUCAAGAGUCACCAAAAGGCACUGGAAACGAAGAUUCAAGAGGAAGUCUAAGAGGAGUGACAUCUCUGCCUCUGGUGUUGCCAUCAAAAGAAGAAUUCUCGAAUGCAGUGUAUCAGCUGCACGUGCAUACUUCCGCGGUCAAUCACCGGGAAAGCAUGAGGAGCCUUCAUCUUCUUCUGGAUGCUUUCAUUCUGUGAAUCUUGAUACACAUUUAGUAAAAAAUGAUGUUGACAAAAUUACAGAAUCUGUUGCCAGUGGUGAUGAUGAUGAUGAUAAUCAAAAUGGAGCACAAUCCAUAAAUCUUGGAAUUUGGUCUCCUGCAGAUAAUGAAAGUGUUCAUGGUCAUUCAGAUGAUAUAAAAUUUGCCAGUGAUCCGACUUUACAUACAAGAGAAAGUAAACAUGAAAAUUUGCAAUUCAAUGGGAAUGUUGCAGAACAUGUAGAUGGGGUAGAUGCUCUGCAGUCUGAAGGCUUCAUUAAGACUCUUCCUGUUACAUUGGAUUCUGUUCAUUUCAGAGGUGCAACUGUGAUGCUACUUGCAUAUGGCGACAAUGAAGUUAGGGAGAUGGAGAAUGUCAAUGGCCAUGUGAAAUUUCAUAACCACUACAACCAUAUAAAUGUACAAUUGAGUGGAAAUUGUAAACCGUGGAGGUCAGGUGUUGUAUGCAAAGAUGGUGGUUGGUUGUCUGCCAAUGUUUUUGUUGACACUACCAAGGAGAAAUGGCAUACUAAUUUGAAAUUUGAAAAUUUUUAUGUUCCGCUAUUUGAAAGGAUCCUAGAAAUUCCAAUUACAUGGUCUAAAGGGAGGGCAAGUGGUGAGAUUCACUUGUGCAUGUCUAAGGGUGAAACUUUUCCAAAUCUUCACGGACAGCUUGACGUGAAAGGAUUGGAUUUCCAACUAUCUGAUGCUCCAUCGUGUUUCUCUAACAUAUCAGCAAGUUUGUGUUUUCGUGUUCAAAGAAUAUUUUUACACAAUGCAUGUGGUUGGUUUGGCAGCAUUCCUCUAGAAGCAUCAGGAGAUUAUGGCAUAAACCCCGAGGAAGGAGAAUUUCAUCUUAUGUUUCAGGUACCUGGUGUUGAAGUGAAUGCCUUGAUGAGAACUUUCAACAUGAAACCUUUUUUGUUCCCGCUAGCAGGAUCAGUAACUGCUCUGUUUAAUUGCCAAGGCCCACUAGAUACUCCUGUAUUUGUGGGCACUGGAAUGGUUUCUAGGACGUUAUCUUCUUUAUAUGCCGACACUCCUUCAACUGUAGCAUCUGAAGCACUUGCUAAAAGUAAAGAGGCUGGUGCACUGGCAGCAUUUGAUCGCAUACCAUUUUCAUAUGUAUCUGCCAAUUUUACUUUCAACACUGAUAACUGUGUUGCCGAUUUAUAUGGAAUUAGGGCAAGCCUUGUGGAUGGUGGUGAAAUUCGAGGGGCUGGGACUGCAUGGAUAUGCCCAGAGGGUGAGGAGGAUGAAACAUCAAUAGAUGUGAACUUUUCUGGAAGUUUGGCAUUUGAAAAAAUCAUGCUUCAUUACAUUCCCAAUUAUCAUAGUUUAAUGCCACUCAAACUAGGGGUGUUACAUGGAGAGACAAGACUUUCGGGAUCUCUUUCAAGACCAACGCUUGAUAUAAAAUGGACUGCACCUUCUGCAGAAGGGUCUUUCAGAGAUGCUAGAGGAGAUAUCAUAAUCUCGCAUGAUUUCGUUACUUUUAAAUCUGCUUCAGCUGCAUUUGAUUUGUAUGUGAAAGUCCAAACAUCUUAUUCUGAUGAUUUUUCACUUACUAGAAAAGAGUUUUGUUCACCAAGAACCGUUCCAUUUACCGUUGAUGGCAUUGAGUUUGAUCUUCAUAUGUAUGAGUUUGAAUUCUUCAAUCUGGUUACUACGUAUCCAUUGGACAUUCCAAGACCUUUGCUUUUGAAAGCAACUGGAAGAGUAAAGUUUCAGGGUAAGCUUUUAGAACCUAGUUGCACUAUGAUGGAACAAAAUUUUGACCAGAAUGGGCAACAUCUGCACAUAUUGGAGAUAGGAAGUGGAGAUUGUGUCGUUGGUGAGGUUUCAAUCUCUGAUUUCAAAUUGAAUCAAUUGAUGCUUGCACCUAACCUGUCUGGGUUGUUGAGAGUUUCUCCCAAGUGUAUCAAGUUAGAUGCCUCUGGUAGGCCUGAUGAAAGUCUUGCCGUGAAGUUUGUACGGUCACUACAGCCUAGUGAUGAAGGUGGUCUGAAAAGUGGACAACUGUUGUCUAUUUCACUUGAGAAGGGGCAAUUGAAGGCCAAUGUCAGUAUCCAACAAUGUCAUUCAGCCAGCUUGGAGAUACGACAUUUUCCACUUGAUGAGCUGGAGCUUGCUUCUCUCAGGGGAACUAUUCAGAGGGCAGAAAUCCAGGUUAAUCUUCAAAAAAGAAGAGGACAUGGAAUCAUAUCCGUACUUCAGCCCAAAUUGAGUGGUAUUCUCGGUAAAUCCCUAGAUGUGGCGGCUAGGUGGAGUGGAGAUGUUAUCACAAUUGAAAAAAUUAUCUUCGAACAAAUCAACAGUCUUUAUGAACUUCAAGGUGAAUAUGUGUUGCCUGGAGUCCGUGAUCACAACCUUAAUGGAAAAGGGGAUGACUUUUUGAAAAGGCUAAUGUCUUGGCAUCUUGGUAGUGUUAUAUCCUCGAUGGGCAGGUGGAGAAUGAAACUUGAAGUUUGUAGAGCGGAGAUUGCUGAGAUGCUUCCUCUUGCAAGACUUCUUUCUCGAAGCACGGAUCCUAUUGUUCUCUCAAGAUCAAAGGAUUUUUUUAUUCAAAGUUUGCAGUCGGUGGGGUUAUAUUCAACAAGCCCUCAACACCUGCUUGAGUUUAUAAGGGGGAAUCAUGCUUCAUCAUAUGAUGCUGUUCUUGAAGAUACAAAUCUGCCCGAUUUAUUUGAUCUCAAAGGUUACUGGCACGGCUCUCUGAAUGCAAGAGGCGGAGGGAAUGGAGAUACCCUGGCAAAAUUUGACUUUCACGGGGAGGAUUUGGAAUGGGGAGACUACAAAACUCAACGCGUCUCGGCAAUUGGCGCUUACAGUAAUGAUGAUGGCAUGCACAUGGAUAAUUUUAUUAUCCAAAAUGACAAUGCCACCAUUCACGCCGAUGGAACUUUGUUAGGGCCAAAAACCAACCUUCAUUUUGCCGUCUUAAACUUUCCUGUUAGUCUGGUCCCAACUGUUUCUCAGCUUGUUGAAUCUACGGAAACAGGUGCUGUUCCUUCUCUGGGGCCAUUGUUAGCACCCAUUAAGGGUAUCUUGCAUAUGGAAGGAGAUCUUAGAGGAAGUUUAACAAAACCAGAAUGUGAUGUGCAAAUAAGGCUCCUCGAUGGUUCCAUCGGUGGAAUUGAUCUUGAGCGAGCAGAAGUUGUUGCUUCUCUAACAUCAGCCAGUCGUUUUCUAUUCAAUGCAAAAUUCGAACCUGUAAUCCAAAAUGGUCAUGUACUAAUUCAAGGAAGCAUUCCUGUUACUUUUGUUCAAAGUAACAUGUUACAGAAAGAUGUAGAAUUAGAUAAAAUUGGGGCUAAUUGGGUUCCUGAUUGGGCGACGGAGAAAAAUAGAGGGACCAAAACCGCUGAUGCCAGCAUCAAAAACGUUUUUAGAGACAGAAAUGAAGAAGUUUGGAAUACUCAGUUAGCAGAAAGUCUUGAAGGUUUAAAUUUUCAAAUUUUAGGUGUUGGAGAAAUCAAGGUGGAUGCCAAUAUAAAAGAUGGGGGAAUGAUGCUGGUAACAGCUUUAUCACCUUAUGCCAAUUGGCUUCAUGGAAAUGCUGAUGUCAUGCUUGAGGUGAGAGGUACAGUUGACCAACCAUUGCUUAAUGGCUAUGCAAUAUUCCACAGGGCGUCUAUAUCUUCACCAGUGUUUCGGAAGCCACUAACCAACUUUGGUGGUACUGUUCACAUGAAAUCAAACAGGUUGUCCAUCACCUCACUGGAGGGUAGGUUAAGCAGAAACGGAAAACUGCUUGUAAAAGGGAACCUUCCUCUCAGAAAUAGUGAAGCAGCACUUGAUGACAAAAUUGAGUUGAAGUGCGAUGUUCUAGAAGUGCAUGCAAAAAAUAUUUUAAGUGGCCAGGUUGACUCCCAGUUGCAAAUAACUGGUUCAAUAUUGCAACCAAUCAUUUCUGGGAAUGUUAAACUUAGUCAUGGAGAAGUAUAUUUGCCACAUUAUAGGGGUAGUGGUAGUAGUGGUGCUCCUAAUAGAUUCCCAACAAAUAAGUCUACGCUUUCUGGUGGGGAUGUUAGUCAAGCAUUUGCUUCAAGUCCUACUUCUUUGACGACUAAAAUUUCUCAAUCCUCUAGCUCUGUGAAUGGAUCAACUCAUGUUGAUAAGGACAUGGAGAAAAUGCAGAUACCACAUAUAGAAACUCGCCUUAGUGAUUUGAAGCUUGUGCUUGGACCAGAAAUGAAGAUAGUUUAUCCUUUGAUUCUUUUAUUUACUGUUAGUGGAGAGCUUGAGUUGAAUGGUCUUACUCAUCCCAAAUGUAUAACACCUAGGGGCAUACUGGUAUUCGAGAACGGUGAAGUCGAGCUACUUGCUGCACAGCAGGCGAGGUUAAAACGGGGACAUCUGAAUAUUGCAAAGUUUGAGCCUGAGUAUGGACUAGAUCCAAUGCUAGAUUUAACCUUGGUUGGAUCUCAGUGCCAAUAUAGGAUUCAAGGUCGGGCUAGCAAUUGGAAAGGUAGCGUGGAACAGGAUACACUUUCACCUACUGAGGCUGUCAGAAAACUUGAUAGUCGGUUAGUAUCCAUUUUGAAAGGCAAUGGUCAACUUUCCCUUGAAAAGCUUGCAACUGCUACUCUUGAAAAAUUAAUGCCACGUAUAGAAGGGAAGGGUGAGUAUGGCAAGGCUAGGUGGAAGAUAGUGUACUCACCUCAGAUUCCUAAUUAUGUUGGUACUACCGCAGAUCCUUUCGGAUUUCUCGCCAAUAAUUUAACAUUUGGAACUGAUGUCGAGGUCCAACUUGGGAAACGUCUUCAGGCCAGAGUCAUCAGGCAAAUGAAGGAGUCAGAGAUGGCAACUCAGUGGUCCUUGAGCUAUCAACUUACAAGUCGCUUGCAUGUGCGCCUUCAAUCCUCUCCAUUUUUAUGUAUCUUUUUUGAAUAUUAUGCCACAAUCUAGGGCCUGUUGCUUUUUUAUCUCAGGUUUUGGCAUAUAAAACUUUCAUCUUUUGCUCACAUUGAGCUUGUUAAUAGGAUAGAUGCUGAAUUCAUAGAUAUUCUUAGCUUUGUAUAUUGAUGAAAGAAAGUAUAGCACAGUUAAACAGAAUGGCAGAUGUAGUACAAAUAUUAAUUUUGUCAUUCAUACUGUUACUUAGAGUUCAAGUUUUUAUCUAUUUAGUAAGAGUUGUUGAUGACA